CCGCUUGUCAGUCAAUUGUUUCUACCCAGGUAUGGGCGCGAGACAACUGAGCCACGUUGACUUCGCUGUAUUUUGGGGGUUCAGAGGAACUGUUGCUGUAGUCUAUCGGUCUUUUGGUCGGCGCACUACGGAACUCAUCAGUUUAUUAGUAUAAUGAGCGUGGGUUUCAUAGGAGCGGGUCAGCUGGCCCACGCUCUUGUAAGGGGCUUCACAGCAGCAGGCGUGAUUGCCACCCACAGAAUCACAGCCAGUUCCCCGGACACAGACCUCCCUACGGUCCAGGGGCUGCGGAAAUUGGGGGUCAAUUUCACCACCAGCAACAAAGAGACGGUCAGCAAAAGCGAUGUCCUCUUCUUAGCUGUGAAGCCAAACAUCAUUCCCUUUGUACUGGAUGAGAUUGGACCAGACAUUGAAGAUCGUCACCUUAUUGUGUCAUGCGCUGCAGGAGUCACCAUCAGCUCGAUAGAGAAGAAGCUGUAUCAGUAUCGCCCUGAUCCGAAGGUGAUGCGCUGCAUGACCAACACUCCAGUGGUGGUGCGUGAGGGGGCCACUGUGUACGCCACAGGCACUCAUGCACUGGUGGAGGAUGGGAGGCUACUGGAGCAGCUGAUGGCCAGUGUGGGAUACUGCACUGAGGUGGAAGAGGACCUGAUUGACGCUGUAACGGGCCUCAGUGGCAGCGGCCCUGCUUACGCGUUCACAGCUGUGGAUGCUCUUGCUGACGGUGGAGUAAAAAUGGGCCUGCCUAGAAGAUUAGCUGUACGCCUCGGAGCCCAAGCAUUACUGGGGGCUGCUCGAAUGCUGUUAGACUCAGAUCAACACCCUGGGCAGCUCAAGGACAAUGUGUGUUCACCAGGAGGCGCCACCAUCCACGCCCUGCACGUCAUGGAGAGCGGCGGCUUCCGCAGCCUCCUGAUCAAUGCUGUAGAGACGUCCUGUGUGAGGACGAGAGAACUUCAGUUUUUGGCCGACCAAGAGAAAAUCUCCUCUGCCGCCAUAAAGAAGACAACUCUGGACAAAGUGUUGCAGCAGCCAGGAGUGACUGCAGAAACUGUUAAUGUCAGAUCUGGUGGGAUCAGUAUGUUCAACAGCAGUAACCCCAAGAUCAAGAAGAAGUGAUUGGUUUUUUUGGGUCACAUUUGAAAACAAUGUUUAUAUGAUGAUACCUUUACAUCGGUGACAUCAUCAGAUGCAGUAUAAGCUAUAAACAACUACUGGCAAGUGAUUGUUGAAGGCUAACCUAGAGGGUUACUUUCUUGAACUAAAUGAACACAUACAUUUGAGAUAAAGGUGUGAAAUAUAUAAGAGAUAUUUUAAUGUAAGGGAAUGCCUUUUCUUUAUAAGAGUUAAAAGUUUUAUAUUUUGAAUUGGUGCUCUCCCCACUUAAGGUUUGAUUUCUGUGCUGUCGCACCACUUUCAGGAUAAGUAAGUGGACAAAAAAAAUACUUCUACUAUUGAAUGUGAAAGACUACUUUAAAAAAAACGUAUUUAAAUCAGUUCUUUGGGACGGUGGUGAUGGAUGAAAAUGUUGGGCUUACUACAUAACUGCAAUUCAGUGGUAUGCGAUGAUGCAGAAAAGCACCAACCAGGGAUUUUCUGGAAGAUGUUUAAUUGAUCAACUUGUGUUUAUGCAGUGUGAUCAUUUUCUAACACCUUUUUUUUUUUUUUUUUUUUUUUUUUUACAAACGCUGUAUU
Molecule: messenger RNA, 1695 nt
Organism: Labrus bergylta (ballan wrasse)
Lineage: Eukaryota; Metazoa; Chordata; Actinopteri; Labriformes; Labridae
Gene: pycr1a
Product: pyrroline-5-carboxylate reductase 1a
Biological process (GO): L-proline biosynthetic process
Molecular function (GO): pyrroline-5-carboxylate reductase activity
Source: RefSeq, a predicted model, not a curated record